Andrographis paniculata is the source of this 1289-nucleotide messenger RNA. RefSeq lists its product as uncharacterized. The record is from RefSeq and is a predicted model, not a curated record. The coding region runs from base 786 to 1169 and encodes 127 amino acids. The transcript has 2 exons. Lineage: Eukaryota; Viridiplantae; Streptophyta; Magnoliopsida; Lamiales; Acanthaceae.
UUUUCUUUUAUAGAAAAUUAUGCUUGAUAGCAAGACUUUCUAUUUUAGUCUAAUAUUUCAUGAAAUGCUAUCUCAUGGCAUGCUCCAUGAGGUUUAGUUUCAAAAUUCGGGUUUGAGUAUAAAGCCUCAGUUCAUGGCAUUUGGGAAAGGUGAAAGAGCUCUCCAAGGUGUCGACCGAGGUGAUGCCUUCGUAGAGGAUGGUUUGAUGCUAGAAAGGUAUCGGGUCGUGCUUACGUUAGUACUUACUUAGGUUUGAUUCUCUUUCGAUUAUCAUUUUUCUUGCUUUAUUCGUUAUGUUUAUUUAAUUCGUUAUGUUUUCUUGUUUAAUUAGUUCUGUUUAGUAGUGUAUUAUUUUCUUAAUGCUUUAUUAGUUAGUUUAGCUUAGUAGCGUAUUCCCAUUCUUCUGCAAGUUUUUAUAAAACAGCUGUCGUGGAUUCAAUGUCAUCGGAAAUCACCGAAGAAACCACCACUGGCUACGUUGUUCAACCCUUGCUUGUUCUAUCUCAAUCGGAAUCCAAAAUCAGCGGAUUCCAAACCUCGAUCCGCUAGCCUACACUAUUCCGAUAACGGGAAUCAAAGUGGGCGGCAUGCAUAUGAAAUCAAACUAUACUCAACUCAGAAAUCCUAACUGCUUUCCAAUUUCUUAUUACAAACUACAAAGUGAAGCAACUUUUGGCCCCAAAUCCCAUCGGCAGUGGCGCCGCAGUCUGACGGAAUCUGGUGGCCUCCCAUCGCCGAAUCCGACUGCAAAUCAAUUGCCUCUACGAGGGAGAUUCUCAUAGACGAUGGUCUCAAGCGAAUUGGCCCUCCACAGCUGGCAACCACUUCGGUCGCUCCACCUCUGCACUCAUGAUCCUUUCCGACUCCGACUGCAAAUCAAUUGCCUCUGUGGCACUUUCUUGAGCUCCAAAGUUCCCUAUUUUGAGACCAAUUAUCCUAUAGCAGAGGAGAAGAAAAAAAAGAAUAAUGAGAAAGACAAUUGGAACACGCAUGAAAGAUUGAGGAAUUUCAAGAAUUGGAAUUGGAAACAAGUGUUGGGUCUGAUUGUGACGAGAGAGAUGGGAGUGAGAGAAGGAUGUGGGCUCGAACUUAAUACAAAAAUGCCAAUAGACAGCGACGGAGGAGAGCUGAGAAUGCGGUGUGAAGAAGAAACAAAAAGAACCAACUGAACGAAAGAAAAGAAUGAGGAAGAAGAAGAAGAUCGGAGUGGAGGCGUGGAGCGGAGAGAAGAGUGGAGAAAGAAGAAUAAAAGAUUAGCUGGUAGCUGAUUCAAUUAGCUGAUAGCUGUU